GGUGACAUCACGGCGCCUGGAGCGAGGCUAGGGUAGAGAGGCCGUCGGAGCUGGAGUCGUCCGCUUGUGGAGGAAGCAGCUGGGAGCUGGCGAGAGCGUGAGCGGGCGGGCAGGCGGACGAGCGAGCGCAGGUGGGAGGGAGCAGCGGCGCACGGCGCGGAGCAGCGCCAGCCCGGGCCGCGGCGGAGCCUCAGCGGGAGGGCAGCCUGAGCGGGCGCCUCGGUCCCCGCCCCCACUCGGCGGGGCAGUGCCCGGUGUUCCCCCGUGCGGGGGGCGGCGGCGGCGGCGGCUGAGCGGACCCCACGGGACCGUGCGGGUGUUGCCACCUCGGCCGAGGAGCCGGCGCGGCCGCGGGGCCCUGCGAGCUGGGCCCGGGGCCCGUGACAGACGGGCCAAGGAGGGGAGAGAGGCGGCGGCGGCGACACCAUGUCAUCCCCCAGCCCCGGCAAGAGGCGGAUGGACACGGACGUAGUCAAGCUCAUUGAAAGCAAACAUGAGGUUACAAUCCUAGGAGGACUCAAUGAAUUUGUUGUCAAGUUUUAUGGACCACAAGGAACACCAUAUGAAGGCGGAGUGUGGAAAGUUAGAGUGGAUCUUCCUGAUAAAUACCCUUUCAAAUCUCCGUCUAUAGAUCUUACCAAUAUAUUUGAGUCCUUCCUGCCCCAGUUGUUGGCCUAUCCUAACCCCAUCGACCCUCUGAAUGGUGAUGCUGCAGCCAUGUACCUCCACCGACCAGAAGAAUACAAGCAGAAAAUUAAAGAGUACAUCCAGAAGUACGCAACGGAGGAGGCCCUGAAGGAGCAGGAGGAGGGCACUGGCGACAGCUCGUCGGAGAGUUCUAUGUCUGACUUUUCGGAAGAUGAGGCCCAGGACAUGGAGUUGUAGUAGAAAAGGCGCCUGCCUUUCAGAAAGACUAUUAUUUCCUAACCAUGAGAAGCAGACUCUAAUAUUCAUAUUUAAACAAAGCAAUUUUUUUUAUUACUAAACAAGGUUUUUAUGAAUAAUAGCA
Acomys russatus (golden spiny mouse) is the source of this 1009-nucleotide messenger RNA. RefSeq names its product ubiquitin conjugating enzyme E2 H (gene Ube2h). The transcript is spliced from 5 exons. Gene Ontology annotation, molecular function: ubiquitin conjugating enzyme activity; SUMO conjugating enzyme activity. NCBI's taxonomy places the organism in Eukaryota, Metazoa, Chordata, Mammalia, Rodentia, Muridae. Bases 427 to 885 code for a protein of 152 amino acids. The record is from RefSeq and is a predicted model, not a curated record. Gene Ontology annotation, biological process: protein polyubiquitination; ubiquitin-dependent protein catabolic process; protein sumoylation. Gene Ontology annotation, cellular component: nucleus.